Messenger RNA from Salmo salar (Atlantic salmon), 5884 nucleotides. It is a transcript of the gene hmgxb3, whose product is annotated as HMG box domain containing 3. NCBI's taxonomy places the organism in Eukaryota, Metazoa, Chordata, Actinopteri, Salmoniformes, Salmonidae. The record is from RefSeq and is a predicted model, not a curated record.
CCAUAACAACACAGCGCCAUGUUUGCUGCAAGACUAGGACAAAUCAAGUGCUUUGCGGCCCUUAGAUUAAAAACAAAUUAGCCCAAUUUAAGGCAAAAUAUAGAGAAAUAUACAUAUUCUAGGCAAUGUGAGCGAUGCAGUUCAGUUUCAGCGUCGUUUGAAGGUAUCUCAGAUCUAGUUUGAGAGUUCUUCGGGGCAACAGAGGAGGCUGGUGGAACCUUAAUUUGGGAGGACAGGCACAUAGUAAUGGCUGGAAUGGAAUUAAAUGGUUCCAUGUGUUUGAUACCAUUCCAUUUACUCCAUUCAAGCCAUUAUUAUCAGCUGACCUGCCCUCAGCAGCAUCCUGUGGUGUAAUCAUUAGUCCAACAAUUGUAAACGAGAGUUUCUACUGGACAAAUUCAGGCUCUCCUCGGCUCCCUUUAGCCAUGGAGACCAUGGAGGUGUAUGAGGAGACUGAUCGGAGGAUGACAGAGGAGGUGGAGAGCUGCUACACCCUCAUGGAGGUCACCUCUCCCAAGAAGAGGAAGAAGAACAAGGCUCAGCAGGGGGAGAUCAUGGAGAAACCCAAAAAACCCAGAUCAGCGUACCUGCUGUACUACUUUGAUGUGCACCAGACCAUGCAGCAGGAGUUCCCCAGCCUGCCCCAGUCUGAGAUCAACAAGAGGAUCAGUGUGAGCUGGAAGAGGCUCAACGUGGCAGACAAGGGCUACUACCUGGAGAAGGCCAAGCUGGAGAAGGAAGGGAUGGACACGUCAUCUAUGGGCCCUUCCCAGGAGCUCCCAGGCUUCCGUAGGAUCCUCCCCAGGGCCAACUACGUCCUCUUGCCCAAGGCGGCCAUGUCAGACGACAGGACAGGCUCCCAGCUGGAGGUGUGUAUGGAGGGUCUGGACUCUGCCGUGGGGGAAGGGGUGAUGCCCUCCCUGUCUCUUGGUUCCCCCCAGUACCCUCCCUUGGUGCUGGGCUGCGAGGUGGAGCUGUCGGAGCAGUGCAUCGCCAUCGAGGGCCUGACAGACGAAAAGGCUGUGACCCUAACACACUCCGGGGCCCUGCAGGGGGUCCUCUCCUCAUCGUAUCACUCCUCUUCCUCAGUCUCUGCCGCCCACGAAUCCCACAAUGCACCUCACCUGGCGUCAGCCGGUCUGCUGCUCAAGGAGGAGGAGCCCAGGAUGGUGGGCGGGGGCUAUAGUGUCAUUGGAAUGGCGACUGACGGGAGACGUGUGGGCGGGACGGCGGUGCAGCACGUGAAAACAGAGCUGGUCACCAUCAUACCCAAUCAGGAUCUGAUGGAGCACAGGACGUUGCCAGGAGCCAGCUCUGUAGCCUCUGUUGUCAUGGUACCUGUAGGAGCUAGGGUGAUACGGGACACUAAUCCCUCAUACAAACUGUCGAAUAAAUACACCAGAAGAGGCCGGGGCAGCUGUCAGACAGCGGGUUGCUCCUUUGUCUACGUGACCCGUCACAAGCCCCCCUUCUGCCCUGAUUGUGGCAACCACCUGGGGGGCAAGUGGGUGCCCGCUGCGGUGAAGACUCCAGGUGCUGCUGCUUCAUUCAAGACGUAUGCCCAGAAACCACCAACAAACCCGGGGGACCCCCCUAAGACUAGUGUGCCUCCCUCUGAUGAUCAGAACAUUAAGAUGUCUGGAUGGCGGAAGGGAGGGAGAGGACCGCGGGAGCCCAGAGGACAAGUGCAGCAGCGUGCAGUUACACCAGGACCACCACUAGAGGGAGGCAGAGCCAUCAGCCAGGGAGUCAUACAGCCUGCUCCAGCGGUGUCAGGGACACAGACUACUAUGAUAACUUUGGUUGGAACACAUGUGACUGGUGCCAGGGUCAAAGUACAGGAAAGGAGCAGUGUGAUUGGUCAAAAGCGACCUGUGAGAGCCAUCCUCCCUGCCCCAUUCAACACAGGUCGGGCCUUAGUCCAGUGGAUUACUGUCCCUCCUCAUAAAGGCAAAGUUGAGGAGACCAACUGCAGCAAAUCAACCACAGAGCUCAGUGAGAUGAUCGCAGGUUUGAAGCCUAACACUCUGAAACAGCUCGGCCAGAUCGUGACAACAACGCCUCUGGAACAGACUCUCCCUACUCCUGUGGACAGAAGCCAGUAUAUUGUAACUGAUAAAGUGGGGAAGAUCCUCUCAGUGGUUCCUCUCAAACAGAACUCUACCUCCACACUGGACCUGGGUCUGUCUACGGCGCGGGGCAGGGGUCGCUGUAAGAACCCGUCAUGUGGCUAUGUCUAUAAGAACAGACACAAGCCUGCGGAGUGCCCCUGCUGUGGCUUGGAGCUGUCCAGGAAGAACGCCAAGGGCUCCAAGGCACAGGGUGGUUCAGUAGCUCUGUUAGACCCGUACCGGACCCUGUCCCCAGCCCAGAGGGAGCUUCAGCGCCAGUCCACCCUGCAGCUGCUGCGUCAGACCCUGCAGAUCUCUGAGAGUGAGGCUGAGCUCCAUGACACCCUGGCCCUCAUCCAGGAACUCAACUCUACCCAGGUGGUCCUCACCACCACCAGCCAGGCCGGGGACCAGGUGCUAGGGGAAGGGGAGGGCCUGGGGGAGGUGCAGGUCCAGUCAGGCUGGCCGCGGUUCUAUGAGUCUGCAGCCACGCACUGUGCUCUGUGUCACUACCCGCUAUUCAAGGGAGGACAGAGUUCUUUAGCAGGGCAGGUCUCUCUAUCAUGUCUCUCUGGUGUUUUGUACCAUAGUUCUUUAGCAGGGCAGGUCUCUCUAUCAUGUCUCUCUGGUGUUUUGUACCAUAGUUCUUUAGCAGGGCAGGUCUCUCUAUCAUGUCUCUCUGGUGUUUUGUACCAUAGUUCUUUAGCAGGGCAGGUCUCUCUAUCAUGUCUCUCUGGUGUUUUGUACCAUAGUUCUUUAGCAGGGCAGGUCUCUCUAUCAUGUCUCUCUGGUGUUUUGUACCAUAGUUCUUUAGCAGGGCAGGUCUCUCUAUCAUGUCUCUCUGGUGUUUUGUACCAUAGUUCUUUAGCAGGGCAGGUCUCUCUAUCAUGUCUCUCUGGUGUUUUGUACCAUAGUUCUUUAGCAGGGCAGGUCUCUCUAUCAUGUCUCUCUGGUGUUUUGUACCAUAGUUCUUUAGCAGGGCAGGUCUCUCUAUCAUGUCUCUCUGGUGUUUUGUACCAUAGUUCUUUAGCAGGGCAGGAGGACUGCUGGCUGUUGACUGACACUCUGAUCCAGACAGCCUCUCUCCAGUUGAAGGUGUGUCUCAACCCCCAGUGUCUGGCCCUGCACAGCUUCACCGACCUCCACCCAGGUCUGUUCAACGUUGGCAACAGGUUGCUGGUGAGUCUGGACCUGUUCUUUAAGAUCCGGAGUCAGGUCAGACUGGGCCGGCAUCCUAACCAGAUAGUCAGGACCAUCCUGGACCACAUCCACAACCACGCUGUCCACACUCUGAGUCCUGAGGAGUUGGCACAUGUCCAGGAGCUGCUGGUUAGUGGCUACUGGGCCUUUGAGUGUCUGACCGUGAGGGACUACAACGACAUGAUCUGUGGUGUGUGUGGCAUCGCCCCCAAGAUGGAGAUCGCCCAGCGGUACACACACAACGUGCUGGAGCUUAGGAAUGUGGAGUUUACGUGGCCAGACUUCGGGGCUCCAGACAAGGUGCAUGUGGAUGACUUCUGGCUGACCAUGGAGAGUGAGGCCAUCGAGCAGGCAGCGUUCCCCUGCAGUGUCCCCAUCACCCGGGUCGACGCCUCCAUCAUCGCGCCCUUCAUCCCACCACUGAUGAGGAGCUCCACUGUCAUCAACACAGAGAAGGACAAGGCCCUGCUCCUCACACAGCACACAGGUGACCCAUCAGUUCUGGUGCGUCUGAUCCACGAGGGCCAACUCAGACCGGACCGAAUGGACGAGCACAGUGCAGAGGAGCUCAAAGCCAUACUGGAAUGCUGUGGAGAGAUCACUGCACCAGAGAGCAACAAGGAUGAGUUGCUGGUCUCUCUGAUCUCCCUGUGUACGUGUGUUCAGAACGGCCUCUCCACGGCCCCCCAGCCCCCUCCACACCUCACAGCAGGCAAGCUGUCCAAGAUCUGUCCCCAUCAGGUGGUGUGUGGUUCCAAGUACCUGGUGAAGGGUGAGACGGCCCGCGACCACGUGGACCUGCUGGUAUCCUCCCGGUAUUGGCCUCCCGUCUACGUUACCGACUCUGCCCGCCAGGUGGCGCUGUGUACAGACGUGCAGUACCCUGAGCUGGCCUCCACCAUGUGGGGCAGAAACCAGGGCUGCUUCUCUGACCCCAUGGACAAACCAGAGUUUGUGUCGUGUGCUGAGCUACAGGACCAGCCUUACAGUGCUGACCUGUCCUCUGUGGUGGAGAACCCCCAGGUCCACCCUGUCACCAAGUCCUCUUCCCGCUGGAUAGUGCACCCUGCUGGGCCUACAGAUGGCCAGGAGCCCCCCUGUCUGGACCACCACUCAAUGGGGCUCUGCAAUGAGCUGGAACCUUACUGCAGUCUGGUACAAGACCUGGAGAGAGACAACGAGAAAGAAGAGGACGAAGGGAAGGAGGGGAGGAAGGAUGGGUUCAAGGUUGAAGCUGAGGUAACAGAAGGGUCAGAGGUCAUUGAGGAGGAAUGUUCUGAGGGUUGGUUGACAUCAUUGCGGCGGCGGCCUUUGGCCUUUGACAACACGGCCUACUACUACCUGUACAACCGUCUGCAGGACUUCCUGUCCAGCCGGGAGGUGGUGGACCAGCAGAUCAACACAGUGCUGAAGGCCUGCCAGCCUGGGGAGGUGGUGAUCAGGGACGCCCUCUACAGGCUGGGGGUGGCACAGAUCAACACAGAGGAAGGGGAGGAGGGGGAAGGAGACGGGGGGUUGGAGGGAGACACUGGGUACGAGGAGGUAGUGGUUCUCUGAGAGUGACAGACAGUGGCUUUUUGGAGACUUAUUUUGUGCUGUGACCCAACAAGUAAACAAACCAAUGUAAUUCUCUGAUAUCGGGGAAUAAUGUUUAAUAUUAUGGACAUAUGGGCCACGUUAUUAUGAGGUAGUCCUUUUUAGAAAGAAGGCAAUAGAUAGAUAUAUCUAUCUAUAUCUGGUUCAGAAAAGCUAGCAUGUAGUGGGGAGGCUGGUAGUCCUUGAAUGUACUGUGCAAAAAUAUGCUUGAGUGUUUCCAAAGAAACAGAGGUGUUGCUGCUAACCAGACAGAUAGUCUGUAACUUAUCAUCAGUCCAGCAGAGACUUUGCUGAUUUGAAAUUAAAGAAUGGCACUUCGUUUUCUUUGUGAGAGGAGCAGAACCGGUGAAGAGUGUAAAAACGUGAAUGUUACUAACUGCUCUCUGCUUUACUUUGACUGAAGGAAAGUUCACAUAGUUUUAGAAUAGAGAAAAAAGUUUUAAAACAUUGUUUAUGUUGACUAACUUCAUUAUUGGAGUGCAUAAUGUUCUUUCUAGAAGUCUAAUAAUAAUUAUUAUUAUUUAAUAACUGUAUUUAAUGAGUCCUCGUGCUUUCUCAUCCUUAGUAAGACCUUUCAAACUGUUCUAUGCUAUCUUCUUGUACCUCAGUUGUCACUCGUUGCCCUUUGGGCUGAAAUUUAUUCAAGGUAAACAACCUUUCACAUCUGCCUCAUGGGCUGAUGGAAUCUGUAGUUCUUGUGGCCUUUGAUUGUUUUUUGACUACAGGAGACUCUUGCCUGAGCUCCUAUUGGAGGGGUGGCUCCGAAUGUCAGGACUGUUCUAUCAUCUACUCUCAGCUGCUUGAAUGGAAUCUAAAGAAGACAAUAAUUGACUUGAUGAUGUAACUGUGAUGGACAUAGUUAUUACAAUUUGCGGAUGUAACUUGAUACCCACUUAAGUGGGUAAGAAAAUAUAUGGUGAAUGUAGCCAUUUCUGAAUAAUUUUGCUCAAGGAAUUAUAAAUAAAGCAAAAAAAGGA